UCCAAAGGUCAGCUGAGUUUGUCUCAGCUUCGUACUUAGGUCAAUUUCGUGUGAUUUUCAUCGAUUGUUUUCGACCUGAUGAAUUUUGAGAGCUGUAGGAACCGAAGAUGAAGUAUUUGCUUUGCUAGAUUUAGAUCUUUUAAUGGACGCAUCAUGGGAGAAACGGCUUUAAUGCCGUUAAACUAGCACCCUAGCCAUGGCUUUGAUUUUGACAGUUGCAGAAGAGAAAUUCUGUCAGACGACACAAUCGUCGAAGAUUCAGUUCGAGUCUUUCAGCUUGAGCCGCUCUGGAGUAGCUUCCAAGAGUGAUGAACAACAACUGAAGAUGGAUUGGCUUCUGGCACAACAGUAUUAGAAACCUUUCUCCAAAUGUUGACCCAGCAAGCUGGUACCUUUAACUUGGUCUUGAUGAAACUUGGCAUGGCAUACUUGAUGAUAAGGGAAGGGGAGCCUAGUUGUUAGACAGGCUUCAUGAAGUACCCUGAACACAGAAUGUCCUUGGAGGCAGCGAUGCCUUUAUCGGACUCUGUAUUGACCUGGUUAGGUCACCAGUUGGAACUCCGCAAAAUUGAUUCUGUCAUUUACACCCGUUAUGUCAUCAGCCUGCUGCAGCAGGACAUGGCAGACAUUGAUAGCACUGACCGAGAUGAAUUUUGGGAUAUAAAGAAAGAUUCCAAGAAGGCUAAAGAAAGGAGGGAUGUUAAGAAGAAGCCUGUCAGUGAGGAGGAAAGACGGAAGAAUGCCGCUGUAGAAUGUCUCUUGUCAGUGUCUGAUGAGGUGAGUAGGGAUAAUGAUAUCGAAAGUUUGGUUGAAGAACUGUUCAUCAGACUAAAGGAGACCAAGAGCAGUCAGGGUUAUUUUACUCCCCUUGCUAUAAAUACUAAAGACGAGUCAAAGUUUCAAGUCAAAGAGUUCCAAGACCCUGCUGAAAGGUACUAUGCAGCAUUUCCAGCUCUUCCUGGUGAUGGCACCCCACCACAACUAUCCCCGUCAUCUGAUGACAACAUUUGGCGGAAAAACAGGAAAAGUGGAUCACUUGCUGGGGAAACAUCUGAGAGUAAAGAAGGAUCUCCCCUAAAUGUUUCUCCUGAACAUGCAGUUGAUAAGACUUUCAUACAAGAAGUCAAAACUGUAGAGAAAUCUCCGGUGGAUUCGAAGUCAUACUCCAAUUCACCAGCAGCACCUGAAAAACGGAAGCGUUCAGGAAGAGGAGAUUCCAAUCCCAAGAUUUCUCCUAGUGCAGGAGGAAGGAAGAAAAACAUGAAGGGGAAGAGGGAGAUUGAGGCACAGAGCAAGGCAGUUCGUUUUCUAAGCUGGCCCCCACCCGGGCAUGUGAAGAAAGAACAUGGAAAAGCUGAUACUGACAAACAAGCCAAUCCUGAGGAAACAGAAGAGGAGAAAUACUGCAGUAUAGUGGAGCAAAUGUUGAAAGAAAUGCUAUUAUCAGGCAAGAAACAUGUUCAGACUUCCACAGACCUGCCAUUGUGGGCCUACUUUCCAGCACAAGGGUUCACUGAAGGAUGCUUCACAGAAUGGUUUAGAGAAGACAGUCAGAGUCCGGAGUUCACAGAAAAUGAUGAUUGGUACACACAGCCCCUGGAGCAUAUUUUCUACACACCAGUGUCCCAGACAAAACGGCUUUACAAGAGACACAGCUAUCCACCAAUGCUGAAUUUUGGUGAUCCGUUGGAAUGGAGCAGUAUUGUCACUGAACAGUUUCUAUCUUUGAAGAAAACUGCAACAGAUUAUAUUUUAUUGGAGGAUGUUUUUGAUCCAAAUAAGGCAAGUCAGGAGGUUCUGAAUGAAGAAGGUUUGGAGAUUUUGUUGAAUCACCCACAAGAGGCAUUGCCUGUAGCGGCUGAGCAGCAAUAUGAAGAUUUUGAGUUGAAUGAAGAGAAGGAGAAGGCUGUCAAUAGUGAUGAAGUAGAGGAUAUGUCUGAAGAAAAAAGUGAAGUUGGAAAAGAAGCGUGUAAGGAUCAAGAAGAAGAAACUGUUGAAGAAUCUGAUGAAAUCGUAAAGGAAGCCGAUGAAACCCCAGCUUGGUAUAAUGAUGACCCUUCCCUUACUUCCCCAAAUGUCUUAUUUCCUUUUGACCAGUCUGAAUUUGCAGAUUUAUCCUCCAAUGUAGAUGGGAAGUCCAAGGUUGACUUUAACACCAGUGCCUUGCCACUUACAUUACCAUGUCUUUUCCCCGGUACAGAUCCUGACUGCCUUGCUCCAGCCAGUGAUACCAGUAGCACUGUCUCCAGUGUGGAAAAAGGUUAUUUCAGUGAUGUUACAGAAACGUCCUUUGUGUUUGACAUGAGCCGACAUAGCAGUCCCUUCCCUGACAUGCUGCUUCUGAUGAACUAUGGAGAAGAUGAUGACACGGGUCAGAUGACCACAAGUACUGCUAGUAGUUUGAAAGGGAGUAGGUUGGAGAGUCUGUUUGAAUCUUCCAGACAGGAUCUUCAAGAGAGCAUGGGGAAAAGCGAGGUUCAACAACUUGACUAUUCAGAAGCAAAACCAGAAUUUGAUUUUUGUGCUGAUGAUCUGUUUCUUUAUGGAGCCGAAGAGGAAGAUUGUAUAUUGUAUGGCACCAGAAAUAUGUUCCCAAAUGGCGCCACAUCCAAUGGAAAUCCUCAAGGAUCACCAUCAAACACGGAGGAGAAACAAGAUUCUGAAACAGAAACAGAAGACAAAUCGACAUCAGUGUCUUCAAGUCAACUUGAGCCUCAGUCAAAAUUUACUGAUUCUACCUCUGAAGACGAGAGAGAUGAAAGUGCCUGUUUUCCUUCUGAUCUCUUUAACUCUUUCAGUUCUGUUGGAGAAAGUUCAGGUGGAUCCGUUCUGUUGGCAGAACCGGGCUUGGUUGAACACAAUUAUGUACUGGAUCUGCUUGAUUCGGGAGAAGUUAGUCUGCAAAAUGAGUGUUCCUCUUCGUAUCUUGUUCAUCUCUCUCCUCUAUCUGGAUCUGGUGGGUCAUGCUGGCAAAGCAAGAUAUUACUACAUGACUAUGGAGAUCCGUUUACGUUUGGGAGCUUAGAACAGUCAUCUGAACUUGCUUGGGACUCAGUUUUAAGUCAAAAGAAGCAUAUUUGGUCAUCAGCAAUGAGUCGGAGUCCUGUAAAUUUGUCAGUAACAUCUCCAACUUUGAAAGGCGAGUUGUGGCAACUUUGGGAUGUCAAUAGUCAGAGGAAAAUGCCAGAUAUGUGUCCCAGAAACACUGACACAAGUACUUGUAUCUGGAACAGUAUUCUUAGUCUUUCUGUCUAUGCUCCAGACAAGACUGAAGAGGAGGAAGAAUGGAAUAACGAUGAUGAAGUCUUCCUGUCAGAAAUCAUCAAUGAAGAAGAUGCAGUGUUGGGUCUUCAGUUUCUUGAAGAGAUCAAUGGAAUAGGAAAAGGUCCACGGUAUGAAAGGAGCGUUUCAGAGAGUGACUUACGAAACAUGGCUGACACCUCUUUCCUAGACUUGACAAAACCAAAUCUGGACAUAAGUUAUGAAUUGAUUCCAUCUGAAAAUUCUGCUUUCCAGGGUGUUGUCCCAAAGCAAUUGCAUCAUGUCCGAAGUGCUCCAAAUCUCCGCUAUAAGUCAUUAGUGUCACUGGUUCGGGAAGAUGAUCUCCAUCCCCCUGGUCUAGCUAGCAUUGAAUCUCCUGUUGAACAUCUGUAUUUCUCUGCUAAAACUCACUUUCGUCCUAUCCAAACCCCUGUUGCAACUCCAGAUGAAGAUGUGGAGUUCCAGCCCAAGGAUCUCUUUGGUGGAAUGUCAGACAACAGCGGAACUCCCUAUCAACAGUUUCUUAGUCCAGGAGAAGAAGAAGAAAGCAAAUUUCGGCCCAAAUUUAAAAUACAAAAAGAUUUGGACAAAUAUAUUCAAACUGGGGGAAGUCUAGAUGAAUCAGAUAUUGACUAUGAGAGAUUUAGACAGCAACAGCUUGAACAAGCAAAAGACAGUCAAACUGAAUUCAUUGAAGAAAUUGUUGUCGGUUCUAUCUUAGAAGAAGAAAAAGUGGAACCAGACAUCCCAGAUCAAAGCUACCUAGUUGUUGCUGAGCCUGAGAUUGCUGAAACAGGCAAUGUCAAGAAUACUCCACUUUCCAAAAGUGAAGGUCAAGCUGUGGAGGACGAAUCUGUACUGCAGUUAUGUACAAGUCUAAGAGACAUGUGCAGUGAAAAGAAAGCAGAUAACAGCAGGAAAAUAACAGAACAAAGUCAAGGAGUAGACUCAAAAGGGUCAGAUGAUUCUAAAUGGGAUGGUCAGAAGAUCAAGGAAAUGCAUUUGUCAGAUGUGCAACACUAUCAUGACAUCUGGAGCGCUGGUUAUGAAAUGGACCUGCAUCCUUUCAGUGUUGAUAAUGAGACUUUGUACUUGCCAUGUGCUGUUGAUGAGACACUCUGCAGUUCAGAGGUCACAACAAAUGAAGAAAACAAGUCAAAAGAGGAGUCUGACAAAACCGAUGAACUCUACUUAUAUUACUUGGACAAUUAUCCGGAAUAUGAUUCCUACAUAUUAAGUACAUCUGAAGAUUGUUCUGGGCCACAGAAUUAUGAAGUGUCUGGUCUGAUGCCAAUCCCACACCAGGCUGUGUACUCGUCAGAUCUUGAGAAACAGUGGCUUGAGAAAAAAGCCCUCAGUGGAAGGAAUGCCAAAAGGAAAUCACAGAAACUAAAGCUGAGGAGAGAUUCAAUCAAGCGUAAACCCUGCAGUUUUUUUCUGGAGGGUAAUUGUCGACGAUUUGACUGCAGGUUUUCCCAUGACUUAUCCAGCAUCACUUGCAGAUUUUGGGAAGAAGGCCUUUGUUUUAAAGGUUCACUCUGUCCAUUUUACCAUGGUUAUCCAAGUGAUACUGAGAUGGGCAUGACCCAUGAUUGGAAGAGUGGAGAUAGAUAUGAAUUCAAGAAGGAUGAGUUUCCAGAACUUGACAACUUUGGUAGAAGUGUGCAUAAAGAAUUACACAGCCAAAAGAUAAACCGGAAACGACAAGCACACAAAGAAUUCCUGAAGAAAACUCUAUCCAGUCGGAAAAAAAACAGACCUUCAAAGAAGUUGCAGACCAGAACAGUUCAAGCUAGCAGUUGUUGAAAACACACGAAAGCUUUUCUUUCCCAAUGUUUAAUUUUGAUGAUGUUACACAGAUAAUUGAGGUGCCUUGACAAGAAAACCUUUCCAAAAUCAUAUUGAAUUUAUAUUCAUUGUUUAAUUAUUGCAACAUAGCCUUUACCUACCCUUUUAAUCCAUUGUUCAUCUUUCUCAGGAUCUCUCCACCUUUCAAGCAAGUUAUUAUAACAGCUGUAGAACAGCUGAUUUUGAGGUCAGUGUUUUCAGCAUGCGUGGAGUUUUCUUUUUUAGAAGCUUGAUGGAUUUUCUUCAGAGCAAUGAUCAUGAUGCAGUUAUUCUUACAUACAACAUCUUUAACUUAUUAACUGAAACCGUAGCUAUUUCAUGCUGAAAUUACUGUCACAAUUUUCACCUUAAUUUUGUCCAAAAUGGAGCCAAAUUGUGUUCGCAACAAAGAAUCUACGUUCUACCAAAUCUGCUGUGAUCUUUGGACAUGUUAGAUGUUGGUUGUUCAUACAUAUCUGAUAUAUGUUUCUAAGGUGACCUUAUGAUUUGCAGUGCAACAUUAUUUAUGUGCACAGAUAUACCACAUUAUACUAUGGUUGUAGUGAAGAGUUUUGACCCUAUUCGAGCAGUACUUUCAAUUGACACAACAAGCAUGUGAGGUACACACAUUGAUAAACCUUGUGUGCCUUCAGUUGUACAAAAUAUCAUUUGCUACGCCAGUCCAAACUUUCAUGUUUUCUCAUUGCUCUGAAGAAUACAAUCUACAAGUCAGUUGCUAUUCAGAUCUGUAAAAUCUAGUCAAUAGACGAAUCAUUAGUCAAGAAAGCGUCAGAAGAACCUAAUAUAUUGACAUCAGGCCUUGACACAGAAAGCUGUGCAUUACAUUUCCUAUCUGUUCUACAGGAUUUUGAUUUUGAAACUAAUCAAAGAAUCAUUUCUGAUGUAAAAUAUUGUUCUAAUAACAACUUGUUUGAGACAAUUAAUCUGUUGUGGUUUGUUGCAGUCAAUCAAGUUAUUGUUCAUUCAUGGUAUUUCCAGGUACGACAUGUUAACAACGAAAUUGUAGACAUAGGGUAGGUUCAAUCAAUCUCUAUUGUUAUAAACAAUAACAUUGAUAUGCUGAAAUUAAUAUUUUAUAUGAUUCAUUACUGUUCGAAGUGUAGAUUGAUGAAGUAUUUUCUUUGUGGCACAGUAGUUUCAAAGAGCUGAUGACUUACUUUGGAAUUUAUAAGUAUAUGGGUCAAAUGAGAUUCUGUUAGAUGAUCUCAAGCUUAAAAUGUUAAACUCACACACAGGUAGGUCUGAGUAUAUCUUUGCAGUGCUUCGUGUAGCGGUUUAUGUUAAAAACAUGAAAUAUACAUGUUUUGUUCAUUGUUAUUCAAGUUCGUUCACCAUUCUUUUAAACUGUUGGAUUCAGUCAUAUUCUGUAUUCUGUCACAUUUCGUCUGUGUUAACCAGUUUUUUAUUUGUCAGCUUAUUUUUGUUUUUGCUCCCAAAUAUUCACAACUUACAACUUUGCUUCUGUGUCAGUAGUAAGUCAAUUACAGGCUGUAAUCAUAGUAAAACAUGUAAUUAAGUUAAAUAUAUCGUACAAGGAUUUCAAAUAAGAUUUACUGGAACUGGAACAAUGGUUUAGUUUUACAAAAUCCUCUAACUAACAUUUGAUAUUUGUUAAUCUAUUUUUAAUAGCUGUAGCCUUGCACCACUUAAUCUUUUUUAAUUUAUUUUCUGUUAUUUAUUUGUUGAAUUUUCAAAACUUUAUGCUUGUUUAUUUUGUUAGUAGGUUGCAAUUUUAAUUCCCAAGGGGAUGAGUAGACAUCUAGUUUAGAAGAGAGGAUUAUUAUUUCUCCCUAAGCAUCAAUGUGGUUACUGAUAAGGAGGUAUGAGGACAAGUAAAGAAUAUUAUGUUAUGUUGUUAAGUGUAACUCUAACUGAAGUUUGAUCAAUCUUGCAGUUGUUUUGCAGUGUGCUAAGUUCAGCAAAUGUUUUGGCAAAUGUACAGAAAAGAAAAUGUAACUGUCCCAUGAUCUUGACAGAUUGUUUUCAAACAUACAUCAUCUGAUAUAAAACAAAAUCUGUAAAACUUCUUACAAUAAUUCGGUCCUCAUGACAAAGAAAGGAUUAUAUCUUGUCAGUAUGUUUCACCAUUUUCAAUAAAGAGCACAGAAACUAAACAUUGCUUUAGCAAUAGGUUUCUGUCAGUUGCAAAGAUCUGCAUGCAGGUUGCUGCAUGAGAUCGCAACUAAGUCCGGAAUAUUUGACUGACUGAUGGUAACCUGGAGUACACAAGUAAGGAGCACAUGCUAACAUUUGUUUUGAUUUCUUUUUGUUGCAAGUUUCAUUAUCUUUCACUUAUUUAGGGCAGCUUAUAGAUUUUUCCUCAAAUAUUAAAACCCACCGUCGUGCAAUUGUUUGUCAAUAUCAAAUUUCAUUACACAUUAUUGCUUAAUCCUAUUUAUUUUGUGUAGAAAAUAUAAAAUGGGAUUUCUCACACAUGCACAGUUUAUUGGGUAACUCUUCCUGCUUAAAAUGUGGCUGAAAUUAAUGACAUAACAAUUUGAUGUUGCCUGUGGAAAACUAAUGCUGAUUUGAAGGCAUUUCUAUAAGUUAUUGGUGCAUACAAGUCUUGAUGAGACAUAUCUAUCAGUGUCUAUAACCAGGCAGCUUGAAUGCAUGUUUUAACAUUCGUUAGAGAUUAAACUUUACUUGAUAAAUCUAAUGAAAAUUGAAAUAGUUCAACAUGGCUUUCACUUAUUUGUCAUUGAUUCAUGUAAUAACCAAUUCUCAGAAUGCUUCCUAGGUUAUUAAUGAUUUAGUUAAGCAUUUGUGUAAUACCCACUGAAGGGUAUAUUGUGUGGAAUAUUGUGUGCUAUUACGUCCUUCACCACACCAUAUGAAACCAUUAUGCGUCAUCCAACGCCAGUACAGUGAGUAUCAUGCUUGUCACUUGUGUAUAUAUAAUACAGAUGUAUAUUUGAAGUGGUCAUAAUAAGGUGAAUGAAAAACUUGUCCUGAUGAUAGUGUGAUUGAUGUUAGUUACCAUGGUUACAUAUGAUUAGAAUGUGUCUUGUAUGAAUGUUAAUUUAUUCCUCUUAAACUUAAUAUCUCUCAUUUCAAGUUUUAAUAAUUCAUGAUCAUUACACCAUAUUUCAUAUAUUGCUAAGAUUACUAAUUCUAAAUCACCAACAGCAUGAUGUAUAUGUUGAGUCGUGUUUGUUUAUGAUAUUCGUCAACUAUUCUCAGUCUAUGUUAUGGUAGUGUUGACCUGUUAAGUGUUUAAGUCAAAACCUAUUCAGGCAGGACAUUUAAUUUUGACAUGAAUCAUAUCUUCAUUCUUGUGCGUCAUUAAACUUAUUCAUUCCAGGAACAUAAAUCCCUUGUGUGAGAAGUAGAUAGAGCACACUUUUUUAUUACCUGUUCACAAAUUCAUGUUUCUGUUACUUUACAGGUCAGUUAUUCAUCUCCAUUACUAUUUCAAUUUCAAUUCUAAGAAACUUUGUAUGCAAGUUCAGUCGUCAAUUCAUAUCACCAUUUUGUUCUGUAAUGGAAGAUGACUAUGAUGACGUCUUCUUCCACUUGUGUGUAACAGACUUGUUGAAUUGUUAAAAUUGUUAAACCAAAUAUUGAUGAAUACUCUGCUGAUACUUGUUAAUGUUACCAUGGUUACAGAAGUUGUUUAAGGUGUACUUAUUCAGAGUGUACAAAUUGUUUUUGUACAAGGUAUCACAUAAUGUUUGUCUUAUUUGAGAUAGAGUACCCAGGUAUUACCAGAAAUAAUAUUCAGUGUUCCUUACUUGGAUUAUGCUCUUUGAUGAUGGAUGUGUUUACAAAAUGGAAGUUUUACAUGAUGUAGUACUGUCUACCUUUGGUAUUCAAACAUCAAACUGGAUAAGCAUUAUUCUAUGACAGGGGUUGGGCCUAGUCGUUAAAAUGUUUGCUCGCCAUCCCAAAGACCCAGAUUCGAUUCUCCACACCAGUACAAAGUGUGAAGCCCAUUUCUGGUGUCACCCACUGUGAAAUUGCUGGAAUAUGGUUAAAAGUGUCUCAAAACAAUACUUACUCUCUCACUCACUCACUCACUCACUCACUCACUCACUCACUCACUAUAUGGGGGCAAGUUUUCCCAGUGGCCGAAGGUGAUGCAGAGUUAUAUCCCUAAGUGAUGCCAGAAUUCCCAGAAUUGUCCUGAUAAUGAACCUCGGUUUGUCCGUUUCAAAGUGGCUAUCAUCCAUGACUUGGGUGGUCAUGACCAACUGUCCUGACAUACUAUGAUAUAAAUGAAUUAAUGUUCAGUAUGUUCAAAUCAAGUUAAGGCCAUAUCACUAGUGUACUCAAUCCAGUCCAGAUGAGUAUUAUUACCAUAACAUAGUUGGGUGUUUCAUACUGUGAAUAACAAGGUCAGAAACAGGAUAAUACCUUUGAUGAACAUCAUAUACCAUACGUUUAUUUUUUUGUUAAUGGAGGCUGGCAAUGCGAGUUUUCUGGUCUUUCUUGCUCACACAAAACAGUGUGUUGUGAGACACAUAUAUCUGCAUUCUAAUUCACCCAGGCAUUCUUGUCACUGGUAAAAAUGUAGGUUUACUUUCGUAGAUUGAAGUGGCCAGUAUCUUCUUGGCUUACAGCCCACGCGCCUUUUGAAACUGUCACUAGGCACAAGCUAGUUGGCUAGCAUUAAACGUAAGGCUGUUUAGUAUAAUUAAGGAUAAUCAGGACAUGGCCAUUAUACAUUCCCAACUGUGGGUGGUGAACAGGGGCACACAUCCAAACUUGGAUGUACAAGUACACCAACAUAGUUUUCAACAAAUAUUGCAUUCAAAUGGUAUCAAGAGUACAAAUAAAGAUUUUGAAGAAUGAUAAACCAGCAGUGUUGCUGGAUGUGAAUGUUGGGGUGUGUAGAUGCACUGUCAGAUCAGUUUGACAGAUAUGACAUUCUGAAUACCAUAGUCAUUAAUUAUGAUAAUUGGUAUCAUUUUACAUCUUACGAUAUGAAGUCAAUUGUUACAUGACCCAUGUCAUGCUGUUAAAUAUGCACAAAGUGAAUAAAAUGUAGGUGUUUGCUUAACUUACCACUGUCAGUAUAAGUAAAUUGUAACCACCUAAUAGAUACAUGACUACUUAGUUUGCUUCUAAAACUGUAGCAUUACUUCCACAUUAAGCUGACGCGUCGUGAUGCCACUGUAAUACUGUUUAAAUCAGCGAUGAAGCCAGCUUAGCCACUCAUUCUAUAACUGCAGCAUGUGCUUUUGUGAAAGGCAAAUGGCUAGUUACACAUGUAUCACUGUUACAUUAAAUGAACAAUGAUGACAUGAAGCCAUGCAGUUUUGAAAACUUUUCAUAAAAGUUAUGGAUGGUGAUUCUUGAAUUAAUAGGUAAAAGCAAGGACCUAGAUUACAUUACAUAAUUUAGGUCUGUGGUAUUUGUUUCUCCCCCAACUGAUUCAGGGUGAACUACAUGCAUAGCAAAGGAAUUUCCUUCCUCAUCUUGCUUACUGUCAAGGUAUUUCGUUGCAUGUAGAAACUACAGAGACCCAGAGAACAUACUAUGGCAAAGCUUGAACAUUUUGUGAAAGGUUUGUUUAAUGGGACUGGAUCAGUAAAGGUUUAAUACAAACUGACGCACUACUCGAUUGCAAGUAGUGUAUUAAACAGAUGAUGCUAGCUACUGUAUUUGUUUUGUGGCCUAGUUUGCAGAUAAUACAAUGUUUCUGCUUAACAUUUAUUGCACUGUACUAAAUGUCAAUUGAUUGUCAAGGAUUUAGUUCUUGUAGAGAAUGAAGAGAUUGUGAUAUGUAUGAAAAUUGUAUUUAAGCAAGAAUGUCUGUUGUGUUGUAUUUGCCCAUGUGAAAGGUCUGGUUUAAGUGUUUGCUCUGAUGCAUAUGUUAAGAAAUGUGAGAAAACAAUAUGCGGUAUUUCAAUGUGAACAACUGCACCUUACAUCUGUACCACUACUACAUAUAUUUAUUUGAAAAAGUUCAUGUCUUCAUGUUGUGACACCUAUUGUUUAUGUUACUAUAACAUUCAUUUUGUGAAUUUGUUUUAGAUUCAAAUCAAGUAAUUUUGUAACUGAAGUAAUCUAUGCACAGUGAAAUCCUUUGAAGUUCAAAUGUUUGUCUCACAAAAAUAUGACUUACCUCUAACUAUGAGUACAGUUUGAGAGCUAUGUUAUUGCCUUUGACAGCACUGUUAUUUGUCAAACUGGGGUGUGAUGCCAAAUUUCAUGAUCAUCAGGUUAAAAUCUCCAAUAGUCCCAAGUCAGUUAGAGAAGGUUAGCCAUGGUUGCUAAAUUUACCUUUUCUUUUAAGGAGCUCUUUAACAGAAUUUGCACUUCAUUGCUACCACAGAAAUGUGCAGGGCAAAGGCUUCAAUUAUCAGCAAGCAUGUCCUAGCAAGAUUCAAUAUUAUGGUACAAAUGACGAUCAGGAAGUGAAUAAUUUGAAGUCAAAGAGUUCCCUUAUGUCAGUUGUAAGUCAUUAUUUGGUCAUGUUUUAUCCCUAUUGUUCAUAAGACAACUUGUGUCUGUAUAUCACUUCUUUAGGGUGUGCAGUGGCAAUUUUCAGUGUUCGCAAAUUUCUGCGCCUUUUGUCUGCAGAUUGGCAAGUUGAAAUUUUAAAUGUUUUCCUUUCUGGGUUGAACAUUUUAAGAUCCAACUUGUUUUAAGAAGCAAAUGAUAAUUAAUGUUGCAAUGGUGUGAAUGUUGUUUUAUGAGUUUUGACAUUAUUGUUGCUUUUCAAUUGUUUUGGAUUAUUGUUUUUAUUUAUUUGAAUAAAAUUGCCAAAAAACAUUAACAGUGACAUCAUGAAGCAGUCAUGUUUAGCCAUCUGGGAAUAUUUCUGAAGUAUAAAAAUCAUUAAAACUACAAGUAAGAAAUUCCAGAUAGUAGACAUCUGGGCAAUGUUCAGUAGAUCAAAUUCUUUAUUCAAAUCUUACUUUGCACAUUUCCUUUUUAGAAUAUAUGACUGGUUCAUAUUAAAAAUGGCCUUAUGGGCAUGAUUCCAAACUGUUAAAAAAUCUGAUAUUAAACAGGUACUUUCUUCAAAGCUGAUUCAGAACCAAGAAUGUUCAUGUAUGGCUGGUUCAUAAAACAACAUAAACAUGAUACCAUGUGUAUUUUGUCACAUUACUAUAUUCACACUUGUCAAGUAUUAUGUUGACCUGUUGAAUUACUUCAGGUCUCAUGUCCAUUUUAACACCAGCAGCAUGGACAAAUCGAGUCACAGUUGUAGUAAACUUUGGACUUGAAACUUGGUCCUCAUGGACCCAGCGGAUGUGUGAGGAGUUUAAAGUACACCUCCCUGUACAUCAUUGUAUAAAGAAUAUUCAUGCUCAUUAUACAAGUGUUGCAUGGAGUUGAUGAUGAGCAUGUAUUGGAAGCAGUUCGAGUUUACCAUCACAAGUUGGCACAUUGGCUUUCCGGGUGGUUUGUGUGGUGUGUCCUCAUACUAAUGUUUAGUUUCUAUGCAUUGUAUUGAGGUGUAAAUCAAACCACGGGCAGGGGAUAGCUGCUUCCUGCAGGCAUACGUAAUGUACAUCCCCUGCAUCUACCUGCAAAAAUAAAGUUGGUAGAAAUGAA
Haliotis rufescens (red abalone) is the source of this 12618-nucleotide messenger RNA. RefSeq lists its product as uncharacterized. The coding region runs from base 472 to 5067 and encodes 1531 amino acids. Gene Ontology annotation, molecular function: metal ion binding. The transcript has 9 exons. The record is from RefSeq and is a predicted model, not a curated record. NCBI's taxonomy places the organism in Eukaryota, Metazoa, Mollusca, Gastropoda, Lepetellida, Haliotidae.